AUGAUGAGGUGGUCCGAAUUCCUUGCUGCAUACAACUACGAAUUAAUCUACUGGCCUGGAAAGAACAUAACACACGCUGACGCCCUGAGCCAUUCUCCACUACCUGAGUUAGAUGAUGAUCCAGCACCAACCAUAUCAACCCUGCACAUCAAGACGCUGGCAAACCUACCCAUAACAGCAACAGACAUUGCGGAGGAAACUGCAAGAGACAGAAACCUGGUGCGGAUUUUAAAUUGGGUAGUUAAAGGGUGGCCAGAGACCAAAAGUGAUGAGACUGUUAAACCAUUUUGGCAUAGACAAACUGAACUAUCUAUUUUAAAAGGAUGUGUCUUAUGGGGGGAUAGAGUGAUCAUACUGGACAUAUUGAGGGAACAAAUACUUAAAUUAUUGCAUGACGGUCACCCGUGUAUUGUCCGAAUGAAGUCCCUGGCCAGGAGUUAUGUAUGGUGGCCAGGGAUGGAUACAGAUAUAGGGAAAUGGGUAGCAAUGUGCAAACAAUACCAAGAAUCUAGACCUGCACCCCCUUCUGCACCUACACUUGACUGGGAAACACCUAGGGGCCCAUGGUCUAGAAUACACAUUGAUUUUGCUGGACCAACUAAAGGACACACAUUCUUAAUAGUGGUAGACGCCUACUCAAAUUGGCUAGAGGUAAGCAUUAUGCACUCAACCACAACAGAAGCUGUUAUUAGACAACUAAGAAAGCUUUUUGCAAUGCAUGGAUUGCCGGAUUUAGUUGUAUCUGAUAACGGACCACAAUUCACUGCACUAACAUUUGAGAGGUUCCUGGCUGAACAAGGCAUAAGACACGCUUUAACAGCGCUGGGUCAGCCGGCUACAAAAGGACGCGCAGAACGCACAGUCCGUUAUACUAAGAAAACACUAUACAAGCUAGAAUCUGGAGAUAUCCAGGAAAAAAUAUAUAAAUUGUUAAUGAUACAGCACAUUGUGCCAAACACCACAACUAAUAAAAGCCCAGCAGAAUUAUUAAUGGGAAGAAAACUGAGAUCUAGUCUAGAUAGACUACACCCCACAUAUAGGUGUACUCUUGGUGGCAAAGGUGAAAGUCUGGUGGCCACGUCUGGCGGAUUUUUAGGGUUGACAGGUACUCUUGGUGGCAAAGGUGAAAGUCUGGUGGUCACUUCUGGUAGCCUUUUAGGGUUGGAACAGUACUCUUGCUUCCACAGUGUCAAAGGGCAUCAGGAAGCUGUUGGAAAGGGUGUUGCAGAGGCAUAUGCCUGUAUAGAGCAUCUUGGCAGACGUCUGGUGGUUGCUGGUGGCUGUUUAGGGUGUCCUAGCAAAAGUUUACUGAUCAGCGGUGGCCUUCUAAGCUGGAACGUCAUUCUUGCUUUCGAUGGUGCUAAAGGGCAUUGGAAGGUGGUUGGAAUGGAUGGUGCUAAGGCAUUUGCCUGGGUUGGAUCCUGCAUCUGA
Pseudonaja textilis is the source of this 1431-nucleotide messenger RNA. The record is from RefSeq and is a predicted model, not a curated record. Lineage: Eukaryota; Metazoa; Chordata; Lepidosauria; Squamata; Elapidae.